Messenger RNA from Sorex araneus (European shrew), 2023 nucleotides. RefSeq names its product small RNA binding exonuclease protection factor La (gene SSB). The coding region runs from base 154 to 1368 and encodes 404 amino acids. The record is from RefSeq and is a predicted model, not a curated record. NCBI's taxonomy places the organism in Eukaryota, Metazoa, Chordata, Mammalia, Eulipotyphla, Soricidae. The transcript has 12 exons. Gene Ontology annotation, biological process: RNA processing; positive regulation of translation. Gene Ontology annotation, molecular function: RNA binding. Gene Ontology annotation, cellular component: cytosol; ribonucleoprotein complex; cytoplasmic stress granule.
CCGAGGCCACGCCCACCGGCGCCGCGAGGGCUGUCGGGACGGCCCCGGUCUUUCCGCGCUUGAGGCUGGCCAGCGGCGCUGGGGAAGCCAAAUCGUUGCCGUCGCCGUUAGCGUGCCCCUGGCGCGGGACUGGGCCCCGGAAGAUAGCCCACAAUGGCUGAAAAUGGUGAUAAUGAAAAAAUGGCUGCCCUGGAAGCCAAAAUCUGUCAUCAGAUUGAGUAUUAUUUCGGUGACUUCAAUUUGCCUCGGGACAAAUUUUUAAAGGAACAAAUCAAACUAGAUGAAGGCUGGGUCCCUUUGGAGAUAAUGAUAAAAUUCAACAGGUUAAAUCGUCUAACAACAGAUUUUAAUGUAAUAGUUGAAGCAUUGAGCAAAUCUAAGGCAGAACUCAUGGAAAUAAGUGAAGACAAAACUAAAAUCCGAAGAUCGCCAAACAAACCCCUCCCUGAAGUAACUGAUGAAUAUAAAAAUGAUGUGAAAAACAGAUCUGUUUACAUUAAAGGUUUCCCAACUGACGCAACCCUUGAUGACAUAAAAGAAUGGUUAGAAAGUAAAGGUCAAGUACUAAAUAUUCAAAUGAGAAGAACAUUACAUAAAGCAUUUAAGGGAUCAAUAUUUGCUGUGUUUGAUUGCAUUGAAUCUGCCAAGAAGUUUGUUGAGAUGCCUGGCCAGAAAUACAAAGAUACAGACCUGCUAAUACUUUUCAAGGAAGAUUACUUUGCCAAAAAAAAUGAAGAAAGAAAGCAAAAUAAAGUAGAAGCCAAAUUACGAGCUAAACAAGAGCAAGAAGAAAAACAAAAGUUAGCAGAAAAUGCUGAGAUGAAAUCUCUUGAAGAAAAGAUUGGAUGCUUGCUGAAAUUUUCAGGGGAUUUGGAUGAUCAGACCUGUAGAGAAGAUUUGCAUAUUCUUUUCUCAAAUCAUGGUGAAAUAAAAUGGAUAGACUUUGUCAGAGGCGCAAAAGAGGGAAUAAUUCUAUUUAAGGAAAAAGCUAAAGAUGCACUGGAUAAAGCCAAAGAUGCAAAUAAUGGUAAUCUACAAUUAAGGAACAAAGAAGUGACAUGGGAAGUUCUUGGAGGAGAUGUGGAGAGAGAAGCACUGAAAAAAAUCAUAGAAGAUCAGCAAGAAUCCCUAAAUAAAUGGAAAUCAAAAGGUCGAAGAUUUAAAGGAAAGGGGAAGGGAAAUAAAGCCCAAGCUGGGUCUGCUAAAGGAAAAGUACAGUUUCAGGGCAAGAAAACUAAAUUUGACAGUGAUGAUGAACGUGAUGAAAAUGGUGCAACUGGACCGGCAAAAAGAGCAAGAGAAGACACAGACAAAGAUGAACCUGCAUCAAAACAAAAGAAGACAGAAAAUGGCGCUGGGGACCAGUAGUUUUAAUAACCAAAAAUUUUAAAAAUCACUUUUAUUAGUAAUUAUGUGGCUUCUGUUUAAAGACUUUUAGAAAGAAAACCGAAUUAAGUCCACUUCAAUGUCCACCUGUAAGAAAAAAAAAUUGUUCAACUCUUUCGUUAUCUAAAUUUUUUAAUGUAUAGUUCUGUUUGUGUUAUUUCUGUAUUCAAAUAUCAAAAGAUUCACUAAAUUGCUUUUGUAAUAUGAAAAUUACUACAAACUAAUAAAAAUAUAUACUGUAUAAAAAGAACCAAAAAUUAAGUUUUCUUUUUGUGCCCAAAGCACUUGGUAAAGUAUUUGUAAAAUAGAAGUACUGAGUUAAUUACAGGCAUACCUGUUUUUAUUGCACAGAACAGUAUUGCAGUUGCGGGUUUUACAAAUUGGAGGUUUGUGUCAAUUUGCAUUACAUGUAAUUAAAGAGUGGGUUUUUUUCAGCCACAAGGCACCUAUAGAAGCAUAGUGUAAAUGUAACUUUCAUAUGCAUUGUUAAAAAUGUGACACUAUCUUUAAGUUGUUCCUGCUUGUAUUCUCCUGGGCUGUUGACUUCCUGUAUUUACUAGGACAACUUAUUAGCACUAAAAAUGCUUAUUGGAACUUUUGAUACUGAAUUGUAGCAAAGACAGAAAUGAAGACUUAC